CGAGGGUUGGGAGAUGAGGAAGUACAAAAUAUACCAUCAUAUUUCUCAUGCUUUGUUUUAUAAUAUUUGGUAUUUUUCGAUAUUUUUUGCUUUGAAUCUCGUCCUAUACACGCGAAAUCAAAGGCUGCGCUCGAUCACAGAAAGCAACCACGCUGAUCCUGAAAUAAAUAAUGAAGGUAUAAAUAUAUAAAUUGGACAUAUGUGAAGUUGAGAAUAUUCUUUAUUCAGUGGUAUAUUUUUUGUUCCAUUUCAUGCCUUGCUUGUCUCAUAUCACGUCGAGAUCAUAUCAGAACGCGCUGAUCAUGAUCCUUUAGCGCGCGCCCGAAAUACUAUAAGAAGUAAACACACCUUCGACUUCUGUUCUCAUCAUCAAAACUUUCAAGUAAUCUACAAUGGCCAGAACAAAGCAAACAGCACGUAAAUCAACCGGUGGUAAAGCUCCACGUAAGCAACUCGCUACUAAGGCAGCAAGAAAGACAGCCGCCCCACAAGCAGCUGGUGGUGUUAAGAAGCCACACCGUUACCGUCCAGGUACUGUCGCCCUCAGAGAAAUUCGUCGUUACCAAAAAUCCACCGAAUUGCUCAUUCGUAAAUUGCCAUUCCAACGUCUCGUUAGAGAAAUUGCACAAGAUUUCAAGACUGACUUGCGUUUCCAAUCAUCUGCAGUCAUGGCUCUACAAGAAGCAAGUGAAGCAUACCUCGUCUCCCUCUUCGAAGACACAAACUUGGCUGCUAUUCACGCUAAGAGAGUUACUAUCCAACCAAAGGAUGUUCAACUUGCUCGUAGAUUACGCGGUGAACGUGUUUAAAUUACACAUCGGAUUCCAUUCGUGUAUCAUUAUUUUCUGUACUCUAUACACUUCUAUUUAGGAUAUCAAAAAUAUUGUGAAAAACUU
Molecule: messenger RNA, 896 nt
Organism: Wallemia mellicola CBS 633.66
Lineage: Eukaryota; Fungi; Basidiomycota; Wallemiomycetes; Wallemiales; Wallemiaceae
Product: histone H3
Exons: 1
Coding region: 393-809 (138 amino acids)
Cellular component (GO): nucleosome
Molecular function (GO): DNA binding; protein heterodimerization activity; structural constituent of chromatin
Source: RefSeq, a predicted model, not a curated record